CAGGUGAAAGGCAGGUGUACAGAAAUAGGCCAGUACAAGGUCUGUUUUUACAGCAGAAUAAUUCAAAGGAGAACUACAGUACUUCCUCUUCUCAGCUAUACUUCUAUGACAUGUUGCACAGUAUAAAACCUCCAGUAACACUGCCUCUCCUACAGUAACCACCCUUGCGAUGCAUUAUCUGCUCACAGCAACUAAGGCAUGAUUAAACUUCCUCACAGUUAGGCACUACAGUUAAGAUCAGGGAAACGUGGUCUCAGUUAAAAUGUUCAAAAUUGAACCAUGACGUGAUGCAUGAAACACAAUGUGUUCACUUAACCAACAUUUAAAACCAAGCUCUUUCCAUAACCUUUUCUUAAGUGCUUGAUAUUGUUAAUGGUGGAGCUUGCAUGUACAGAGAGCUUGGUGGUUAUGCCACAGCCCUAUAAUUACAUCAGCGAAAGAAGAAAGAAUAAAGUUUUGUGCAUUCAUAAGCACCACUUGAAAAUGCCCACUAACACGGUAUGGCUGUUCUGCUCAGAAAAAUAUCACUAAUUGCACCUUCUAUUAAAAGAUACUGUAGGUGAAUUUAAGGUACACCCACAUUCCAUUGUGCAGCGACUUCACGGAAUAGCAAGCCAAACAGCCCAAACAGGUUUAGUGUGUUGUGACUGCUGGUCACAAAUGUUGGGGAAUGGGAAACACAUUUCAUUGCGUAAAGUACCAUUUAUCCAGGCCAAUUGUGAAGCAUCACCUGCAAAAAUGCCAGAAGAGGUAACUGUAAUUUGUCAUCUCAGUGUAAAAAGGGAAGAAGGAAGUCAGCUCCUUAACAAUGUCAGUAAAUUCUAGUUAGUAUUUGCGCCUACACCUGUGUUUGAGAACUGUGGUAUAAAGGAAUGAGGAAGCUGAGCAGUUAAAAAAAAAGGGAACAUACAGUUUUACACAGUCAAACAGGUACAGAGUCACGCACAGUCGUCCUCAGGAUCUUAAAGCAUCACCUGCUGGGAGACGAGUUCUCUUGAGUUUUCUUAAUGAUUUGCUUUGCGAGCGCACUACAUCUGGAGUGCCACGUUAACCGCCUGUGGGUCAUACUGCAGAAAUAGAUAAAUAACCAAGUUCAGGUUUUGCUCUCCCGAAGUAUCGAUGGAUCCAGCAUUGCUCCUGAAUCAACCUGCCGCUCCACAGUGUCUGUCUGGGAUGCUGGCUCACAGCUGCGAUGAGGACAACGUGAAGUUUAUCUGUGAGUUUAAGCCUUGGCCUGGUCCUCCGCAGGCGUCUGGUGAUGAGGAUUACAAUGUCCAUAUGGACUGUGAGCCAGUGUCAGUCAUCCUCCCUGCACAGUGCAGCGUCUACCAGCUGCGGAUACGCAUCUGCAUGCAGGCCCAGGAACAAAACUGCCAUCCAGACCCGCUAGCAAUACUGGAUCCGGAGAAAUACACUCUGCUAUAUGCCAGGGGGGAAGAAUGGCAUGAGGCCUACGAUGACUGUCAGGUCAUCAGGACGUUAGACAUUCCAUGGUCAGGUGACGACACAGGGCAUCCAUUGGCACGUAUAGUGGCAAAACCACUGGUGGCGGUUGAUUCAGAGGAGAAGAAGAAACAGCAGCAGUGUCUGGCUUAUCUGAUUGGACAUGACCUGGAGAAAGAAGCGUCAGACAGACUCGGUGAGCUCACAUUCACCCGCAGAAAACUGGCGUCUCCGAGAAGACAAGAGCUAAGGAAACGGGAUGACCUGUUGUAUGCCACGGAGCCUUGGAUAACAUGUGCCCCUAUUCCAAACGACCUACAGGACCAGCUAAACAGAAAGCUCCCCGUCACCCUCCACUACAUGAGCAAGAUCAGCUUCAGCAUACAUGUUGGAUUCAGUACAAGGCCGGCUGUGCUUCUUCAGGUUUUCAGAAGGGUGAUGGCAGACCAGGGGCUUGAGUAUGACACUUCUGAUGAUGUGGUUUUGAAAGUCUGCGGGAGGGAGGAGUUUUUGUCUGGAGACUACCCCCUCAGUGAUUUCCUUUGGGUUCGACAGUUCCUGAAAACCAAUCAAGACCUCCACCUUUCUGUCGUCCCCGUGUCACUGCUUGCCAAUGAGACUGUCAAGUUUGAGGACUGGCCGCUUGUUGAUGCCUCCAGUGGCCAGGUCACCUGCCACGAAGAUCUCUGCCUUGAAGGGAAGGACUUGAACGAUAUCUUCAUGAUAUCCUUGUGGGACUGCAACAGAAGACUCAGAGUCAAAUUACUUGGCUUUGACAUCCCAAAACUUCCAAACAAAUGCCCUGAGUCUGUCUACGUAAAAGCCUCUAUACUCUAUGGUAACAAGGUGCUGUCUUCAGUGUCCUCCCUUCCCAAGGCUUUUGCAGAUGAGGUCCUAUGGAAUGAGUGGCUGGACUUCGAAGUUCUCCUCAGGGAUCUGCCUCGUGGAGCAAAGCUAGGUUUCACAAUCAAUGCAUGCGGUGGUGACAUCUCCCCAAUCACCAAAGACCAAAAGUCGCCAUCGUCUGCAGCCAAUAAAGACCCGCAGAAAGGGAAGGGGAGGGUGCUCUACUUUGUCAAUCUUCUCCUCAUCGAUCACAGGUCCAUCCUCAGCCAGGGCCCCUACACCCUACACAUGUGGUCCUACCCUGACUCGGACGAAGAGGCCAUCACCUACCAGGCAGACAAGCUGUCCUCUGCUACCAACCCAGACAUAGCUGACUCCAUGGCGAUCAGCUUCCUUCUGGACCGCUACAGCUUCCCUGUGGUUCUCCCAAAUAGCUGUAGCCCCUCUGAAUGCUCAGACAGUCUCACCUCCAGCCCCAACCUGACCAAAUCUAGUGCACUCUCCUCCUCAUCCUCCUCACCUCCUUCCACCUCACCCAGCACAGAUUCUUUGUCUCUGAGUGUGAAACCUGUCCAUGGUCCGUCGACUGACAAUGUAGUUCUCAGAUCCCCAUCGCCGAACAUCAGCACCAGGGGGCCUUGCCUGAAAAGGUUCCGGGAAGAGAGCGUCCGCUACGCCUCAAAUCUGCCCCAUUACCUGCGCAAUAUUGAUUGGAUGAACCGCAGAGUGGUUGAGGAUGUCCACUGGCUGCUGGGAAACUGGGAUCCUGGGGAACUGGAUAUAACAGUGGCCCUGGAGCUGUUAAGCAUGGAUUUUGCUGAUGUGACGGUCAGGAGACUAGCAGUUCAGAGGCUGGAGGGUCUGAGUAAUGAUGAUGUAUUGAAGUAUCUGCUGCAGCUGGUGCAGACCCUCAAAGUGGAACCUUACCACGACAGUUUUCUUGCUCGGUACCUGAUCCAAAGAGCUCUGCGGAGCAAGAGAAUUGGCCACUUCUUCUUCUGGUAUGUCCGCAGUGAGGUGGCAGGGUGUCCGUACUUCCGCCAGCGCAUGGCUGUCAUUCUUGAAGCCUACCUGCUGGGCUGUGGUCAGGCCAUGCUCGACAGCUUCACCUGGCAGGUCCAGGCUGUGGAGGCCCUGCAGGAGGUUGCUAUAAUGAUUAAAAACCUCUACCGUGAAAACCUUUCUCCUACAGUUCCCCUUAAGCUUCAGGAGCUUCUCAUGAACUGCAAUCUACCAAAUGAAUUCCUGCUGCCCUUUGACCCCCGCAUCAAAGCUGGAAGGAUCCUGCUCGACAAAUGCAAGGUGAUGGCCUCUAAGAAGAAGCCACUGUGGCUGGAGUUCUCGCCCAUGCCGUCGCCCACUUCUGCUACACCUGUUGGGAUAAUCUUCAAACAGGGGGACGACCUCAGACAGGACAUGCUGGUCAUUCAGACUCUGGUGGUGAUGGACUCUAUCUGGCAGGAGAAAUCUCUGGACCUUAACCUCGUUCCAUAUGGCUGCAUCUCCACAGGACAGAACAUAGGUAUGAUUGAGAUUGUGAGGAAUGCAGCAACCAUCGCUGCAGUCCAGGGCAGCCAUUAUGGAACCACUGGGGCCUUCAGAAACGAUGCUCUGUUUGAGUGGCUCAAGUCCAAAUGUCCACUGCAGGAGAUUCACUACAAGACUGUGGAGACAUUUGUGAAGUCCUGUGCUGGUUACUGUGUGGCCACCUAUGUGCUGGGUAUAGGAGAUCGACACAAUGACAACAUCAUGAUCACAGACCAAGGGAACCUGUUUCACAUUGACUUUGGUCACAUCCUGGGCAACAGGAAGCACUUCCUGGGCGUGAGCAGGGAGCGUGUACCGUUCGUCCUCACGCCUGACUUCCUGUAUGUCAUGGGCAGGGUCAAAGGGCGCAACAGCCUCUACUUUCAGAGGUUCAGGGACACGUGCACCCAAGCAUACCUCUCCCUGCGCUCGCACUCUCGUCUGCUGGUCACUCUUUUCUCCAUCAUGCUGCUCACGGGCAUCCCAGAGCUGAGUGCUGCAGAGGACAUGCGCUACCUGCGGGAGGCGCUGCAGGAGGAACAGGGCGAAGCAGAGGCCAAGGAGCAUUUCCUCCAGCAGAUCUCUGAGUGUGAAAACCUGGGCUGGACCGUGCAGGCCAACUUUUGGAUCCACAUGAUGGCAAACAACAAGUAGACUGUUAAUGAUUAGGGAGGUGUGGAAAUGUUCACAUAUGUCUAACACUGAUUGUUUGUUUUCAUUGUUUAGUCUUAUUUUUGUGCAUUACUAUAUUCAUGUGUUCAUAUAUAUAAAUAUCGUAUAUAUAUAUAUAACACUCCACUCAGAUGCAACUCCUGCACCAUCUCUAUCAACAGUGGUGUAAGCAGUAGUAGACUGCUUGUUUGACUUAACAGCACUCAUCCACCCACAGUCAGCUGAAUGUGGGAGGUGUCCUUUUCAUAUUAAUGUUGCAGUUUCUUGUCAUAUAAACAAUAAACUAAUUUGAGAUGAGUUGUUCCCAGCUGGGAAGUGAAGAAAAUCAGGUGGAUGCAGCUGGCGGAUGUGACAAAAAGUGGCAGUGAAUCAGACAGUUUUCAGCGGCCUGUUCAGUCUAUUCACAAAAUCACUUCGAUCAGAUCGCAAAAUAAAAUGGUAUUUUGUAGUCUAGUUUGUCGAACUUUGUCUCAGUCGCCAUCAACUGUUGUUUAAAUUAUGGAUCAUAGUUUAGUAAAAUGCUUUAUAUUGUGGUAACCUUCAUGCUAAUAAUUUACAUAGAAAUGUCCUGUGAAAUCCCUGUCCACCUCAAAUUCAUUCACACCCUGAAACAAACAAAAAAACAAGACAAAAACAUCCAGAGUGAAAAUAUUCUCAUGCUUACAUACAUGGGUUCAGUAUUCAGUUCACAGUCCAAAGUACUGACAGUCUUCAAGUCACAAGUUUCUUUCAUUGACAUAAUUCAACAAUCAUUAAUUGCUGUAAAAAAAAAAAAAAGUUUCUGUCACUUAACAAUAAUUGAAUAGUGGUAUGGAUCUAUAUUGUGGGUAAUGUAGGUGUCAGGCUCUGACAAGGAAGAAAACUGCAUGGAAUAAAGAGGGAGUGGGAGUCAUGGGAGUGCAAUGCUGAACCGGUGAAGUGCUCUUUUAAGGGCAGAAACACAGCAAGCCUGGCAGAGCUGCUGGCUCUCACUCAUUUCUUAGCAAAGCAGAAAAUCCCUUGUGAGGAGCACAAUAGGCAGAAAGAGCGCAGGGUGGCAUUCAAUGAAUGAGCGGACCUCAUGUGGAUUUUAGGUGUUUGACUGGAAAGAGUUGUUCAGGUGAGCUUCAUGGGCAUGAAUGUGAAUAAAUUUUAGUUAAUUGA
This is a messenger RNA of Chelmon rostratus (copperband butterflyfish), 5631 nucleotides long. Its product is annotated as phosphatidylinositol 4,5-bisphosphate 3-kinase catalytic subunit gamma isoform. The transcript is spliced from 12 exons. NCBI's taxonomy places the organism in Eukaryota, Metazoa, Chordata, Actinopteri, Chaetodontiformes, Chaetodontidae. Gene Ontology annotation, biological process: phosphatidylinositol 3-kinase/protein kinase B signal transduction; phosphatidylinositol-mediated signaling; cell migration. The record is from RefSeq and is a predicted model, not a curated record. Gene Ontology annotation, cellular component: phosphatidylinositol 3-kinase complex, class IB; plasma membrane; phosphatidylinositol 3-kinase complex, class IA. The coding region runs from base 1120 to 4470 and encodes 1116 amino acids. Gene Ontology annotation, molecular function: 1-phosphatidylinositol-4-phosphate 3-kinase activity; 1-phosphatidylinositol-3-kinase activity.